AACGACACAUUGUUCAUCAUUAUCAUCUCUAUCCUUCCAAUCAGAGAUAUAAAUCGGUUCGUGAUGGCCCAAAAUGUUGAAGCAAAAGGUGGGAAGGGAGGCAAUGUGUGGGAUGAUGGAGCUGACCAUGACAAUGUAACAAAGAUUAAUGUAAGAGGUGGUCCUGAAGGCAUUCAAUAUGUCCAGUUUGAUUAUGUCAAGAGUGGUCAAUUCAAAACUGGAUCAGUUCAUGGUCUCUCGGGUAGAGGAUUUACGCAAACGUUUGAGAUCAUUUCAAACAAUGAAUAUUUGGUAUCGGUAGAGGGUUAUUAUGAUGACAGUACAGGUGUGAUUCAAGCACUUAAAUUCAUAACCAACAUGAAGACCUCUGAGAUGAUGGGAUAUGAUGACAAGGGUAUUAAGUUUUCACUUGAAGUAAAAGGAAAAAAAAUAAUUGGGUUUCAUGGAUCGGCUGAGACUAAUCUAAACUCUCUUGGAGCUUAUUUCACAAAGGCUCCUCCAACUAAAUUAGACUACCAAGGUGGUUCUGGAGGUAGCCUUUGGGAUGACGGUCCUAAUUACAACGGCGUGAAAAAGGUUUCCUUCACAUUAGGUAAUGGUGAGAUCAGGCAAAUCAAGCUCGAUUAUGACAAUGGUGGCUUAGUGGAAACACGGGAGCACGGAGAGAACCAAGGACAACAAGUGGAGUUUGUUGUUGACUAUCCAACUGAAUACAUCAUAGCUUUGGAGGGUACCUGCGACAUUGUAAGUAAUCCUACUCAAAACCGUGUUAGAUCGCUGACUAUCAAGACAUCAAAAGGGAGAACCUCUCCGAUCUUUGGAAAAGUUGCUGCUCACGAAUUCGUUCUUGAAAGUAACAGUAACGCUCUUAUCGGGUUCCAUGGACGAGCUGCUGGUGCUUUAGAUGCCAUUGGAGCAUAUUUCUCUAUUCCUUCUCCUCCUCCUGCCAAAUUGGACUACCAAGGCGGUUCUGGAGGUACCUUCUGGGAUGACGGUUAUAAUCACGAUGGUGUGAGAAAGGUAGCAUUUACAUUAGGUAAUGGUGAAAUAAGGCAAAUCAGGAUCGAUUAUCACAAAAACGGUUCAGUGGAAAGGCGGGAGCACGGGGAGAACCAAGGACGACAAGAAGAGUUUGUGGUCGACUAUCCAACUGAAUACAUUAUAGCUGUGGAGGGUACUUGCGAUAUUGUAAGCAAUCCUACUCAAAACCGUGUUAGGUCGUUGACUAUCAAAACAUCGAAUGGGAGAACCUCUCCAAUCUUUGGGAACGUUGCUGCUAGUAAGUUUGUGCUGCAGAGCAAUGGAAGUCCUCUAAUCGGGUUCCAUGGACGGGCUGCUGGUGCUUUAGAUGCCAUCGGAGCAUACUUCUCUGGACUGACUCCUCCUCCUCCUGCCGAAAAACUACAAGCAAAAGGUGGAGAAGGAGGAGAUCCAUGGAACGAUGGUGUUUUUGAUGCUGUGAGGAAGAUAUAUGUAGGGCAGGGUGAAAAUGGUAUCACAGCCGUCAAGUUUGUAUACGACAAGGACUCUCAGGUGGUUGAGGGGGAUGAUCAUGGGAAGACAACACUUCUUGGCUAUGAAGAGUUCAAUCUAGAAUAUCCAAGUGAAUACAUCACCGCCGUAGAAGGUUGUUAUGACAAAGUAUAUGGAAGUGAAGGUGGAGCUAUAACCAUGCUUAAGUUCAAGACCAACCAACGAACCUCUCCAUCCUUCGGAAUCGAAUCGGCAUCAAGCUUCAUCAUCGAAAAGAAAGGUUACAAGAUCGUUGGUUUCCAUGGAAACACUAGUCACGAGCUUCACCAGCUUGGUGUCUACGUCCUGCCCAUCACCCAGUGAUCUUUGCUUGCUCUUAUAUGAGUUACGUUGACCAAGUUCAAGUGUUCCCUGACCAAGUUUGAUAACGUGGUUGCUUUAAUUAUCUCGUAUGUUUUUUUUUGCUUGGUUUGUUUAAAUGUUUUCAUGUUGCUUUUUUUAAUGCGUACUGUCUCCUGUGUCGUUUGGCAUGUCUUCAGAUUUCAACUUUUCAUUUAGAAAAAAGGUUUGGAUAAUUUUCUAUCAUCA
Molecule: messenger RNA, 2061 nt
Organism: Thlaspi arvense
Lineage: Eukaryota; Viridiplantae; Streptophyta; Magnoliopsida; Brassicales; Brassicaceae
Source: the annotation of a GenBank genome assembly